AUGGCUGGAUUGUCAUGGAACAGUCCCAACCUGUGGUUGAGAGGUUUAGAAGGUAGGAAUGAGGGGAAGAAGGGGGAGGUGAUUUAUCAUCAGUCCGGGAUGGAGCUAAUGCAGAACUGCGAUCUCCCUCCACCGGUUAAGGUGUUUGCAGGGUCAGAUAAAACGGUCAUAUCAUCCAUGGAUAGGAUAUGCAGCAUGAUGGGGCGAGAAGAUGGAACAAGUGAUGAGACAAAUAUGGAGCUAUUAAGGGCGCUGCACCUUUCACAAACACGGGCUAGAGAGGCGGAGAGGAAGGCUGCGCUUAUUGCAAAGGAGAGGGAUUCUAUUUCCAAUGCUCUGCUGGAGGAGUCUCUGCAGUUAUUGGCGUAUCGGCAGUGGGUAAAAAUGCUUGAGUUUCAAGUUUCGAAGUUGCAAUCCCUGCAAACGAAACACCAAGAGCAAUGGAGUUCUGUUGGGAUGGGAGGAUCAACCAUGGGGGAAGAUGAUAACGAGGGGGGGAUGGGGGGCCGCGGUGUGACAUGGAUUAUGGCUUUGGCGUUUUGUUUGGGCAUUGCAUUUGGCUGCAAAUACUUGUUUUGA
Vitis riparia (riverbank grape) is the source of this 579-nucleotide messenger RNA. RefSeq lists its product as uncharacterized. The coding region runs from base 1 to 579 and encodes 192 amino acids. The transcript has a single exon. The record is from RefSeq and is a predicted model, not a curated record. Lineage: Eukaryota; Viridiplantae; Streptophyta; Magnoliopsida; Vitales; Vitaceae.